This is a messenger RNA of Tilletiaria anomala UBC 951, 1993 nucleotides long. RefSeq lists its product as uncharacterized. Bases 203 to 1942 code for a protein of 579 amino acids. The transcript has 9 exons. NCBI's taxonomy places the organism in Eukaryota, Fungi, Basidiomycota, Exobasidiomycetes, Georgefischeriales, Tilletiariaceae. The record is from RefSeq and is a predicted model, not a curated record.
CGCUCGUCAACGUUUACGGUGAAGAGCAUCACCACGGCUUACGCGCAUCGUCCGCUGAGUACUGAACGUGACGCUUCACACCUGGGUUACAUUCGCAGUGCUCACAGACGCUUGUUGCAUUUGGUCUCUGCGUAAUCCGGACACCGCACACGACACAGCCUGUUGCCCAGACUUGACCCAGGCGCAAGAUAGCGGAUAAAUCAUGUCGGACUCGGAGCUGCUUUCCCGCAUCCUGCAAGAGGUGGUCGACCUCAAGUCGAAGAAUGCCCAACUCGAAUCCAAGAUCGACAGCUUGGCCGCCGCAGCCGCGGCAGGCGGUGGCAGCAUCCCCGUCGGUUCGCCGUCCUCUCAUGCCCGUCGAGGCAGCCAUUCGUCCGGCUUGACCCCCAUCUUGCACGGCGUCACCGGAACCUCCGGGACGGUAGGCGGCGCACAACACCCCGUUGAACCAUCAUCAGCCUUGCUCAAAUCGCCACCUCCACAGCCACUGGGACCCUCGGCUCUAACUAGCAGCUCGUCUGCCCCGUCCAAAGAGCUGCCCGCAGCGACCACGAACUCGAGCGCUGCUACUGCUUCUGCUUUUGGUGUGGAAAGUGGCGAAGUCGCCGGGAAAUCCGCUAAGCGUAAUGCCGACAUUGAGGCGUACUUCGCCAACACUCGGGUCAUCUUGACGUCUUAUCCCAACCAGGUUGGUAUCGACCCCUACCCGCUCAGCUUCGGGCACCCGGACCCUCAAGUACGUGGGCCUGUCCUUGCCAGCCGCCACCCCGGCUCGAUCAAGUUGCGCAACGCCAUUGGCACUUACGGUGGAUCGUACAUGGUUUACCGAGCGCUGGCUUCCGCCAUCGGAGACCUCUCCCCCGACUUUCGACCUGACUUUACCAACACUGAGCCGCCCUUUGACAUUCCACAGCAGCCCGAGUGGGGCGACCCGUACAAGAUCUGCACGCUUGAUCCAUUCGGGCACAUACCACAGGUGUUGUUCAAGAAGCAGAUCGAUGAGGGACUCGAUGUCAGGCCUACCAUCGCGGCGACCAAGGCGCACAUCAAAAUGCCGGAACUCGAUGACGCACUCAAGCUUGGCCGGCUCUCAAUCGACGGCAAGAUCGUGAUCGCGAGCACGCACCUGCCCGGCAUGGACCCACGCCAAGACCCCGGCUGCGAGGUUAACACUUCCAAAAUCUCCGUCGAGCCGGUUUGGUACCUACCCGGCGUGGCCCACCGUCUCGGCAUCUCUGAAGGCACUCUCCGGCGUGCACUGUUCGAAGAGACAGGUGGGAUGUACCCCGAGCUUCUCACACGCCACGAUCUGUCCGUCUUUCUGCCACCGAUCACCGGCGCCACGGUGUACAUCUUUGGUGAUCCGGCGUACCUUUCCGACCCGACUAAGGAGCUCACGGCGCGCGUGCACGACGAGUGUAACGGCUCGGAUGUCUUUGGCUCUGACAUUUGCACAUGCCGCCCGUACCUCCUCAUGGGUAUCGAAGAAGCUGUGAAAUGCGCGCAACGCGGUGGUGUCGGUCUCAUCGUUUACUUCCGCAAGGAAGGCCGUGCGCUCGGCGAGACGAUCAAGUACCAGGUGUACAAUGCGCGCAAGCGCGGCAACGACACGGCCUCCGAAUACUUUAAUCGCACGAGCAGGAUCGCCGGCGUCAAGGAUAGUCGCAUGCAGCCGCUCAUGAGCGACAUUCUCGUCUGGCUGUGUGGAACAAAGCGCAAGCUCGACCGCCUCAUCUCCAUGUCGGAUAUGAAGUACGACGCCAUCACAGCAGCCGGUAUUCAAGUGGGCACACGUUACGAGAUCCCGGAGGAUCGGCUCCCAGCUGAUUCGCGCGUCGAGAUUGAUGCUAAGAUACAAGCCGGGUACUACAGCACGCGCGCAGUAACGGAGGAAGAUUUGAAGAAGGUUGUUGGUCGCGGUUGGGAGAAUGUGCAUCAAUAAAGUGGUGUGCAUGGAACGAUGGCGAUCUAAGGGAUCGGUUGUAUGACGAAC